Molecule: messenger RNA, 2101 nt
Organism: Prunus mume (Japanese apricot)
Lineage: Eukaryota; Viridiplantae; Streptophyta; Magnoliopsida; Rosales; Rosaceae
Product: Eukaryotic aspartyl protease family protein
Biological process (GO): proteolysis
Molecular function (GO): aspartic-type endopeptidase activity
Source: RefSeq, a predicted model, not a curated record
CAGGCCUUGACCUUUUUGCUGCCCUCCUCCAUCUCAAUUCUCUAGUGCUAUAUAUAUGUAUAAUAUAUUAUAUGCAUAUCCCAAAACCCAAACCGCCUCAUAGAUACAACCUAUAUUCCCACCUCCCAAUUACUGUUUCAAACCCAAAGCAAGCAAGGUAUAGCCAGCUUAAUUAAUUUACAUUGUCAAUUUGAAGCUAGCUGGCUAACAGAAACCAUGGUAGCCGUACGUGUGAAGCAGGCAGUAGCGGUACUAGUUAAAAGGGCUGCAGUGCUGCUCUUCUUCUUCCUAAUUAGCGGCUGCGCCACCACCACCGCCACCGCUACCUCCACCAUCCGCAGUACUAUUACUUACCCAGAGUUUCAGGAGUUGAACGUAAACGAAACCAUCGCGGGGACCAAAAUGAAUAUCGGGCCACCUACGGCAGCUGCACGCAACGUCACAAGCAGCAGCAGCAGCAGCCCCACCACCACUGCCAGUACUAGCGAUAGUGGGGGAGGAGGAGGAGGAAAAUGGAAGGUGAAGGUGGUUCACAGAGACACGAUAUCAUUACAAUCUUACCGGAACGGCGGCGGCCAUACCCAUACCCACCUUUUCCAUGCACGCAUGAAAAGGGAUGCAAAGAGGGUUGCUAGCCUUAUGCGGCGCCUAAGUCAUCGUAUAAGCAGCAGCAGCAACAGCAGCACCAUUGAUGAGGAGGAGAAGGAGGAGGAGAAGGGUUUCGGGUCGGAAGUGGUGUCGGGUAUGGAGCAAGGGAGUGGAGAAUACUUCGUUCGGAUCGGAGUGGGGAGCCCUCCAAGAAGCCAAUACAUAGUGAUUGACUCCGGAAGUGAUAUCGUUUGGGUCCAGUGUCAACCUUGUAGCCAGUGUUACCACCAGUCCGAUCCGAUCUUUGACCCAGCCCAUUCUGCUUCUUAUAUGGGGGUCUCCUGCAGCUCCUCAGUCUGCGGCCACCUCCAGAACCCUGGCUGCCAUGCGGGUCGAUGCCGCUACGAGGCCUCCUACGGGGACGGGUCCUAUACGGAGGGCACGCUUGCCCUCGAGACUCUUACGUUGGGGAGCACCCUCAUCCAGAACGUGGCCAUCGGCUGCGGCCAUAUGAACCGGGGCAUGUUUGUGGGAGCCGCUGGUCUUUUGGGGCUUGGGGGUGGGCCCAUGUCUUUUGUGGGUCAGCUCGCCGGCCAGACCGGCGGUGCUUUCACUUACUGCUUAGUCAGCCGGGGCCGCCGCAGUGGUACUGCUAGUGACACUGACGACGCAGCAGCAGCAAGCGAAUUGGGCAGCGGAGGAGGAGGGUCUAUUGAGUUCGGGCGUGAGGCGAUGCCCGUGGGUGCUGCAUGGGUCCCUCUGAUCCGGAACCCACGGGCCCCGAGUUUUUAUUUUGUGGGGCUUGCGGGUCUUGGGGUUGGAGGGAUGCGGGUGCCCAUAUCGGAAGACAUAUUCGGGCAAAGCGAAGGAGGGGUUGUGAUGGACACGGGCACCGCCGUCACAAGGUUCCCGACGGUGGCUUAUGAGGCGUUCCGGGACAGUUUUGUUCAGCAGACCGCCAACCUCCCUCGCCUCUCCUCCGGAGUCUCCAUCUUUGACACUUGCUACGACCUCAACGGUUUCGUGUCGGUUCGGGUGCCAACCGUUUCGUUUUAUUUCUCGGGUGCGGGUGGACCCAUCCUGACCCUUCCGGCCAGCAAUUUUCUAAUUCCGGUGGAUGACAAGGGCAGUUUUUGCUUUGCAUUUGCUCCUUCCCCAUCCGGGCUUUCCAUAAUAGGCAACAUUCAGCAAGAGGGCAUCCAGAUUUCAUUCGAUGGAGCCAAUGGUUUUGUGGGAUUCGGACCCAAUGUCUGCUAAAUAUUACAUUACGGUACCUAGCUAUUAAUACAUAUUCUGGUAAUUAAUAUUUCCAGUUGAGUAGAUUAUAUUAUAGAUGAUAGAUAGCCAUUCUCUUUUAUUUAGUUAAACCGUGAAGUAGGUUGGUGAAGAACUUACUAGAAUAUAUAUAUAUAUAUAUAUAUAUGUAUGUAUUUGACAUCAUGGAGGGAUGGCUUUUGUCCGUGUGUGAAUGUGAAUGUAUGACAAAUGUAAUAGUAAUAUUCUUAUGGACCAG